Molecule: messenger RNA, 1530 nt
Organism: Colletotrichum spaethianum
Lineage: Eukaryota; Fungi; Ascomycota; Sordariomycetes; Glomerellales; Glomerellaceae
Exons: 3
Coding region: 1-1530 (509 amino acids)
Source: RefSeq, a predicted model, not a curated record
AUGGACGAGUCGUCGCUGAUCAAGGCGCACGAUCACGCCAGAGCCGCCUCCAACGCACAACACCAGUCGGAAACCACAGUCGCCAUCAACGAACAUGCCCUUGCCGCCGGCGAGUUCGCCAACGCUGCCCGCGUGACCACGAGCAUCGAAGCACUUCGCACCCUGAAACUCCUUGAGGAGCACCACCAGCGCCUCUCCGAACUUCUCAAGCUGCCCUCGACCGCCGCGCGAGCCAGAACACCGAGACCAUCGACGAGAAGCAGGAAUCCCAGGCCUCCGACGCAAGCGACGCCUCCUCUCCCGACGAUGCCAGAUCGAAAGCAGGUUCAGCAGCGCCGGUAUCCCAGCCGCGAGAUGACUUCGUCGAUCGCGAGCAACCUCGCAUCAGCGCGCGGCAUCCGAUCGAGCAGGAACCGCAGCCAGCCCAUUCCACCGAGCGUUACAAACGACCAAGCACCAGGGAACAUGGAGGUUCAGGCGCGGCGCGACGGAUCCAGGACUAAGAUGCAAAACGUCCUCGACCAAUCCGGCAAGCCGGGAUGGAUCCCGCCAACGGGCAACCCCGAAUCCUCGCGACGAGAAGCCGAAUAUAGGAAGGCGGAAGAAGCUGCUUCACCGCCUAGCGACGACGGAUACUCCCGUUUCUACAGCACCUUUGGCAGCAUUAUCAACCGCCUCUCUGCUCCCCUGGCCUUCGCCGGUCUACCUCUCAUUGCAGAAGAAACCCCCUCCACCCCAGAACCCUCCGAGACACCGGAACCGGCACCGAUAAAGCGCAACCGGCACAAAUCCCCCGCGGCUCCCGCUGAGCCGGACCUAUCCAAGAUCUACUCCCGCGCGACCCUCCGCGCCAUCUCAGCCCACAACCCCAACGACUCAUUCUACGUUGUCCCCACGAGUGGGCACACCGUCUCGUACGCCAACAUCCUCAACUUCGCGGACAAGGAGAAGCGCCGCCUCGAGGCCUCGCUCCACGGCGGAGACAGCUUCGUCGAGGACGACGACGAUGACUUCGUCGACGCCCGUGAGUCGCCGUCCGCACCCCUGUCGCCCGGUGCCAGACGUCGUGUCGGCGGUAAGCCGUCCCGUUCCGAGCAGAAUCUGUCCAACACCGUCGAGGAGCUGUACCUCGAGAACAAGGGGCUCAAGGACAUGCUGGACAAGCUGAGCAAACGGCUCCACGCCUUUGAGGCUACCGCGCAGAACUCGAGUCUCGCGCUGGCGGAGAGCAUUCGGCUGAGGCGGCCAGGGUCGCCUUCCUCUGCCGCAGUCGGUGUGUCAGUCGCGGCAGGCGGGGACGCAGUGCUGCGGGUGCGGAACAAAGAGCUGGAGGAACAGAUGGCCAUGGCAAUACAGCGCAUGGAGGCCCUGGAGAAGGAGAACAAGAGCAUGGCGCGGACGCUGGAGAAGUACCGCGAGAAGUGGGAGAAGCUCAAGGCCGGCGCCAAGGCGCGGCGUCAGGCCCAGGGGACGGCGGAGAGUGCCGAGGCGGACGAGGCGGUGGCGGCGGCAGCAGCGAGCGGGAGCUGA